Clonostachys rhizophaga is the source of this 243-nucleotide messenger RNA. Lineage: Eukaryota; Fungi; Ascomycota; Sordariomycetes; Hypocreales; Bionectriaceae. The record is from the annotation of a GenBank genome assembly.
AUGAGCUACGAAGCCGACAACAAGUAUGUUAAGAUUAAUACAUCGAAUAAGAAGGGCGAUGAUGGGUUGGAGACUUGGAUGAUUCGGGUUAAAACAGAGGACGAGAAGAAGCUCACCCUCGAAGAGACGGUCCCCUCCCUCGCCUCAAAUCACGAGGACAGCAAGCGAGAAAGAAGAGGACUAUUCUUCGCUCUGUCGGGCCCUACUCAGCAACGCGAGCAGGAGACUGAGGAAGAGAUUUGA